AUGGUCGAGAGCGACGAAGAGACACGGGGAGCGCCCAAAUGUUUUUCGUCGGUUUUGGCUCACAUAGGUCUUCUUUCUCUUUCUCGUCUGGCUGUCUUCUCUCUCCUUGUUCUCGCUGCUUCGCGCCUCCUCCUUCUCGCUCUCUCCCGUGUCAAAACCGGGUCUCUUGCCGCCUGCUACUCGUCCAGCAGCUGCGUGUGCUCUGCGGGGUGCUUCUCUUUUUCUUUUUCUCGUCGGUUUUCUCUCUUUCGGUCCGUUCUGUCUCGCGCCUCCGGUGUCUCUCCAGUCCUUCUCUCUCCCGCGUUUCCCCUCCCCUCCUCCGUCUCCAGCUCUCGCGCGCGCUUUCUCUGCACCCUCCUCCUUGUGCUGUCUCCUCACGGUUUACACUCGCUUUCGCCUCUCCCCUUUUCCGGCCUCACAGCCGUUCUCCUGUUCUCUAAACCACAGGCAAAACUACCUGCCUUCUUUCUCUGCAAAAUGAACUCCGGGGGAAAGUACAUCCCGCCGAGCAUGCGCGGCGCUGCGCAGGCGACCCAGGCGCCUCCGGGCGCCUCCGCCUCGGCUCCCGGUCCGGCCUCACCCUACGGCGCCGCAGGUCCUGCGCUCUCGGCUUCGCCAGUCUCCUCGCAGCCAGGAGUCUCUCCAGACGAAGUCUCCCCCCAGGGUGUGAGCCCCCACCAACGGCGAACCGCCGCGCAGGUCCUCGCAGGCGUCUCCGCAGGCGCCCGCCGCGCGAAGGCUUCGUAUCCGCUGCGCGUUGUCGAAGUCGACAGCCUCGUCCUCAUGAAGGUCCUCAAGCACUGCAAGGAGAACUAUCCGACACCCGUGAACGGACAACUCCUCGGAAUCGACUGCAGAGACAGACUCGAAGUCACCAACUGCUUCCCUCUCCCCCAGAAAAAGGACAUCAUGGCGCAAGUGCAGCGCGAGAAGGGCAUCAGCGAGAAGGACCUGGAAGAGCGGAUCGACGAGGAAUUCGACAAGUAUCAAGACAAGAUGGCGGAGCUUAUGCAUGAUGUGAACGUGGAUUGCUUCACUGUCGGCUGGUAUCAGACGCUGUCGUUCGGAGAUCUGAAGAACAAAGACAUCAUCGACUCGCUGGUGCUCUACCAGGAGGCCAUCGACAAGGCGAUUGUGCUCGGCUUCGACCCGAUGCUCAACUCGAUGGCGAAGAAGGCGUUCAAAGCCUACCGCGUAAAUCCCGAGUUCGUACAAAAGUACCAUGAGUUCGAGCAGGACGUCUCCAAGUACAGCAAACUGCGCGCGAAGGACAUCCUCAUCGAGGUGCCCCUCGUCGUCGUGAAUCCGUUCCUAGUUGAGGCCUUCCUGAUGGACUGGGCGGUGCACGAUCCUCUGCAAAACCAAGCGGACUUCGACAGCUUGGAGCUCGACCAGAGCGUGUACAUGGAGAAGAACUUGUCGAUGCUGUCCCUGUCGCUCGAGGCCCUGGGAGACGAGCAAGACAAGCUGCAGCGGUACCAGCGUGAGUCGCUGAAGCAGCAGCAGCUGCAGAAACAACUCCUCGAGCGCCGCCGCCUGGAGAACGACCAGAGGCGUCUCCGAGGCGAGCCGCUUCUCCCUGCGGACUUGGACGGUCCUGCGUUCCGGAAGAUCGACCCGCCUUCCCAGUUGAACACGCUGAUGAUGAGCAGCCAGGCGCAGCUCCAGUGCGAAGAGAUCAACGCUGCAUGCAGCGAGACCCUCGGAAAGAUGUUCCUCCUUCACUGGGGAAAUCUGCGAAAGAAGCAGACGCCCGCUGGCCUCAGCGCCGCCGUCGCCGCAGCCGCCGCCGACGCGAAAUGAGAGCUGGAGAGAGAGAGAGCAUGUGGCGAUUCAGGCAGCGCGUCGAGCUCGAAUCAGCGUUUGACGGCGCAGUCUUGGAGUGUCUGUCAAAGGCCGCGUGGAAACGCCACAGAAGCGGCGAGGAACGCGCGUUCGAGACGACGCCAGGCACUCGCGGAGGAACAGACAGGGAGGACCGGCGGGCGAGGUGUAGAGACACUGGAGCAAACGCGGGAGAAACGGCCGUAGUUCCGCGUCGGUUCACCUGCAGAAAAGGGUGCGAGUUCUGUUCAGAGGAGAGGGCGCGUUAUGCAUGCUCACUUGGCCUCAGACUGACUUGGUUUCCGUGGAACGAGUUCUCCCAAACAGACUUCGCGCGCGCCGUGGAAUGAAGUCCGUGCGGCUCGUGGGUCGAGUGAAGCGCCCGGUGUACGUACACCUGAACUCGCAGCGCGCAGUUCCGCGCAUCGAGGAUUCGCCGG
Messenger RNA from Toxoplasma gondii ME49, 2264 nucleotides. Its product is annotated as eukaryotic initiation factor-3, subunit 3, putative. The transcript has 3 exons. NCBI's taxonomy places the organism in Eukaryota, Apicomplexa, Conoidasida, Eucoccidiorida, Sarcocystidae. The coding region runs from base 1 to 1803 and encodes 600 amino acids. Gene Ontology annotation, cellular component: eukaryotic translation initiation factor 3 complex; cytosol; cytoplasm. The record is from RefSeq and is a predicted model, not a curated record. Gene Ontology annotation, molecular function: protein binding; metallopeptidase activity; translation initiation factor activity.